Haplochromis burtoni (Burton's mouthbrooder) is the source of this 7523-nucleotide messenger RNA. It is a transcript of the gene tdrd7b, whose product is annotated as tudor domain containing 7 b. Bases 3027 to 6005 code for a protein of 992 amino acids. Gene Ontology annotation, biological process: lens fiber cell differentiation; lens morphogenesis in camera-type eye; spermatogenesis. The transcript is spliced from 19 exons. The record is from RefSeq and is a predicted model, not a curated record. Lineage: Eukaryota; Metazoa; Chordata; Actinopteri; Cichliformes; Cichlidae.
ACCCGUACAGGGAUGUCCACGUCAGCAUAUUCAUAAUGAAUGUGUGUUGAUCAGUUAAUUAGCUCAUUUGUUAGUAAAAGGAGAGGAUUAGGUGCUGCUUAUACUCUGCCUAGAGGUGGGCCUCCAGGUGCAUUGUGGGAUGAAGUCAGAGAACGAGUAACAUCAGACGUGGUAACAGGAAAGCUAAUCAGAAACUUCUUUUUGGAAGAAUGAGUGGACAUUCGAUGAGCAGGUCUGAGCUCCAGCUUCCACAAAUACUUUGACUGCUGCUGAUAAAGAAGGUUCAAACAAUCCUUAAAUCCAAAGGUUACUGUUUUUCUUCCUUCAACCGUAUGACUCUUUGAUAAAGAAACAGAAGCAUAGAUUUGUUAAUAGAUUAUUAGCUUUCAAGUACAUCUUUGUUUAUGCAUGACCAUUUUAGACAAACUGGCAAAUAUUUUCAUUCAAAGUUCUGCUAUGUUUUUCUAUUUUGCUGGUGUUAUGAUUACGUUCCGAUGCAUUUGACCUCCCUGGGCCAACAUAGAAAACAGUAACUGGAGACAGCAGCACGACCCAAAUUAUUUGGACCAUGUGCAGUCAACUCACGAUCUCUUUACCCUCUGAAAUGCGCACUUCACAGGAAGCGGCGAGGCAUCCUCUUGCAGUCAGUUGCCAUCUUCAUAUGUAUCUACAUCAGAAGAGUCAGGGGUGUGCUCACAGUCAGCAGGCUGCAGGAGAAUAAAUAUGUGAAUGAUAUAGAGCUGAACUGAUAUGUUAGAAAUUGCUUUGGACUUUUUGUGGGUCCUGAGGAUUGAGACUCAGGCUUUAUUCAGAGAUAAAUGUAUGCAUUUCAUACAGAAAUAAAAUCUGCAGUGCUCAACAAAUUUGAUAAACCACCUGUGAUAAAAACAAGAAAACACAAAAAUGUUAAAAAACUUGUUUAAAAGUAAAAGUUGCUGAAUUCACUGAACUGAAUUUCUGUUUGUAUACCCAUAUUUGAACUGGCAGACUGGACUUUUCUGAGAAGUCAGACGUUAAUCAAUCAUAGCAUUCAACCACUAAAACUAAUUCUUCAGUUAAGGCGUGCAGGUAAAUAACUGCGAUAACUUUAGAAAAAAUAUAUAUUUCACUGUUUUUUUUAGCUUUUUUGUUAAUUAGCAUAUUUGAACAUACAUGGAUAACGACAAUAAUUAUUUUUUAGCAUUAACAAUAUUUUGAUUGAAGAGCUUCUGUAUACUUGCAGAUGAACCAUUAACGAAAGUAUUUUGGUAAUUAUCAGUAAGGCUGAUUUAGGGCAAUGUAGAUACCGUUACUGUGACACAUGCGUAAAUGUGCCUGACGCUCUGGGUUUUUCGGCAGUGUGUGAAACUAAACCAGAGCUAUGCACCAGGGCUGCUGUCACACAACCUGGCUUUACAACUGAUGGGCUGAUAGAGAAGAGCAGCCACACUGCUGCCUGAAAAGGUCAACUCGAACCUGACCAUCAUUCAUAGUUAGAACUUGCGGUUCAUAAUGUUGUAAAACACAUCACAGACUGAAAACACUUACAUAUUUAUUAACUCUCAAAGUCUGCUGUUGUCAGUAAUUCAAAAAGUUUAUUGUUCAUAUUACAUUUCAAAGUUAAUUGGCACAGCUCGCCAAAUGGCACUAAGAGGAAUUUAACUGUUUAUAUUGCUGCGUUCGAUUGAAAGUGUCUGAAGAAGAGAGCAUGAGACUGGAAUUGUUGCACAUGUUAAUUUAACUAUAACUCUAACAUACUUAUAUUCAGACAUUAAUGGAACACACUUAACAAGUCUGAGACUUGUAAUCGUGCUCACUGACGGGAAGUAAAAGGAAGAAAGAAACAUGAAUGUUGUUCUCUGUGUGCGCACUGCUGAGAAAGGACAGGGAGACGUGUUUUUAUUCUGCUCGCUGUAAAAAGUUAAACAAGAUGUAUCCUCAUAUGCACUGGCAUUUUUCCCUCUCUCUGACUCUCCCUCAGGUUCAGUUCAGAGUAAAACUCCAAGUAUUUAUUGUUUUGCAGUCAUUGCAGGAGCAUGAAUAUGUGGAGCUCGGCUAGAAAAAGCAAUUGAAGACUGAGUGAAUUACAUCACAAAACUGAACAUGUGUUAGCAUAAACAACCUAGAGAUUGGACGUUGUUGUAUUGUUGUAGAAUAUCCACCCUAAUGUUGCAGUUUUCCUCAAAAUCAAAGAAAAAACACUUUUCAGAGAUAAACUGAGAGCUCGAUUUGGUAAGUGAGCCAUUUAGUGGAGCCAUCUGCUGUGUAAAAGCCCGAUGACGAUGACGGAGCAGUUUUGUAGUACCCAAACUUUCACAUUUUCACACAACAAAAAGGAGCUUUUCCAGACUCCUCUAGCGCUACAGUGCAGCAGUGCUGCUGCAGCAGCAUAGAAACAGAAGUGGUGUUCAGUGUCUAUCUCAGUGCUGUGACAAUGCAAAAUGCAAAUGCUUUAUGUGCUGCAGCCUCACAGUUUGUAGAUGAACAGCUGCCCUGUUUAACUGCCCUUCUGUGGAGACCUGCUCAUCCUUUAGGUACUAAGGAUAUCCCACACACUCAGACAAGCAGCUCCACAGUAUUCAGGGCUGCACGCGAGCAUCAGGUGCACCGAGAUCUCAGCCCGUAUACAUCCUUACUGCGUGUCCGCAAACAUUUCUGAACUUUUAUUUAUCGUUUUGCAUUCACACACACACUUGCACUAAAACAUUUACAGUGCACACACCUCUGCUAGACUGUGAUGCUGCAGGAUAUUCUGAGAGCCAGAGGAGGAAGUGGGAGGUGGUAGUGCAGGGAGGAGAAAGAGAGAGAGGGAGACAAAGGAGUAGAGGAGAGAGAAAGAGUGGCAGUGAGACGGUUGGAGGAGAAGAAAGAUGGAGGGAUGGUGAAAUGCCAAACCUCAAAACUCUCUGAGGCAACCGAACCACCGUGGCCGAGGUGGGGGUAGAGGAGGAGGCCCUGGCCGUGGGGCUGGACAUGGAGACUUCAGACAGGCAAGAGACUUAAGGGAUGGCCCAUCAGAGGGCAAGACUGGGGGGCAUCCGAACAAGAUGUCCAGUCAGAACACAUCCAACAGGAAAGGAAACCAACCUCCAGACAAGAUGGCCCAAGAGUCAGACGUUCUAAACAAAGAAGGAAGAAACAGGAGGAUGACCCUACCAUCACGGUUUCAGAAAGAGGUGCACGCUCACCUUUCCAGAAACUCCCAGCAGACUGCUCCACCCUCAAACUUAAAUGAGAGCUUUGGUUCUGGGAAAGCAAAGCCCUACAACCCCCAACUGGUCCAAGGUCACAUCAGAGAGAUCUUGGCGAAGUACAGUAAUGGCUUCUGGGUGUCCAAACUGCCUCAGAUGUACAGAGAGCUUUACAAACAAGACCUGCCCACAGAGGCCAUUAAAGACCUGGAGACCUGGACGCACAUUUGCAUAGUAGAGAAAACCUGCAGCAGCAACCCAUCACAGCGGCUUCUCUACCCUGCCAAGGAACAGACAAACACUUCCUCCUCCUCUUCGCCCAUCCUCACCUACCCAAACUCUGCUACAACCACAAACGUGCCCGCAGACAAACCUUUCCAAUCCUCUGUCCAACAGAGAGCCCCCAGCACUCGUCCGACUCGCUCUGGCUCUCGGUCUUCUCAGUCUCCACCUUCAUCCUCCUCUUCACCCAGCCCUCCCUCGUCCCCUGCAACCCUCAGCCCUGACCUGAAGCAGAAGCUGGAGGAACUGUUAGUGAAGUACUCCAGUGGCCUGUGGGCCCAUGCGCUACCCAAGCUCUUCCAGGACACCUACAAAACCAAACUGCCAGGACAUGUUCUGGUCAACCUCGAUCUCCUCUCUGACAUCUGCACCAUCGACUACCCAAUGCCUGACAACCCCAAGAGGGCCAUCCUGUACAGGCGAAGCAGUACUGGAGGUGGAGGAGGAGAGGACGAGAACUGCAACAGGAGGAACUCUUCAGCCAGUGAGGAGGAGCUGAGGGUGAGGAAGGAGCUGGGGAGGAGGCUCAGUAACCAGGCAGUGCCUCCACUACAGAUCCCCAAAGAGGAGUACCCCUCUGUGCUGGUGGUGGAGGCGACCAACACAAACGGGGUUUUACUCAGGUACAUCGGUGAGGGUUACUCCCAGGCUCAGGAGUCCAUGGAAGAUGAAAUGAGAGAGUUUUAUGGUUUGGACCAAAGCAGCCCAACACCUGUAUCAUCCCUAUCCUCGGGCCAGCUUGUUGCAGUCAGGGCGGAGGAAGAGGAGGAGAUUCUGAGGGCACAAGUCUGUGAGGUCAUGACUGACAAGGUCAAGGUGUAUUAUGUGGAUCAUGGCUUCUCAGAGGUGAUCAGCAAAAACAAAGUGUUUGAACUGCAUGAGAAGUUCUUUAAACUGUCUUUCCAGGCAGCCAAGUGUAAACUGGCAGGCCUUGAGACAUUUUGUCAGGACCCGGCGGUGCUGAAGAAGUUUGAGACGAUGGCGAGUGGAAAGAUUCUCUUGGCCGAGAUCCUGGAGAGAGGGCAGACCCCUCUGGUUGUCCUGUACGACACGUCGCAGGAUGAUGACAUAAACAUCAACGCUGCCUGCAUGAAAGCUCUGCACGACAAGUCGCUAGCGAGUCCGUUACAGGUGAACAGCGCUUAUAUGAAUGUGGCCAUCAGUAGCGUUUGUUCUGAUGGGACUAUCUACUGUCAGCCUCCCUCCAGAGGUCUUACCAAAAUGAAUGAGACGCUGGAGAAAAUAGAGACGUACUUCCACUCACAGGUAACAUCAGAGUUCCUGGUCUCCCGACCUUUUUGUGGGAAAAGAUGUUUGGCUCGCUACAAAGGAAAAUGGUCCCGUGUCGAGAUCACCAACCUUCAUGGCAGCAGAGUGUUGGACAUCCUGUUCAUUGAUGUGGGCGUGCAGGCUUCUGUCGAGGUGUUUGAGCUGAGGGAGAUUCCUCCCCCAUUCCUCCGUGACCUUAUGGCUAUCCCACCACAGGCUGUGAAGUGCUGUCUAGCAGACCUGGCUGUCAGUGUUGGAUCCUGGACUCCAGAUGCUGUGCAGUGGCUUCGAGACAAAGUGUUGAACACCACUGACUGUAGUAUGAAGGUUGCCAAAGUGGAUGAAAAGAAGCGCUGCAUUCACGUCCACUUAUUCACAGACAAGAACUUCCAUGACCCGGACCGCAGCCUCAACCGUCAGAUGGCCCAGUCCGAGCUGUUAAAGCAGCAACCAGACGUCUUCCUGACCAGCCACAGCUCUGCCAGGAUUUCCACACCUACUUCAUCCACCAAGACCUCCAGUGCCAGUAACUCCACCAAUGGCAGCCCAACAUCAGCUAAUGUCCCAGUCAAGCCUCACCUCAGGAGGGCUCUGUCGGGACCCAAAGGCAGUGGAGGCGGUGGAAACACCACCACCACCCCCAGCAGCCCGACAGAAACACCAUCAUCCCCCACAUCCUCUUUCCAGCUGCCACCACCAUUAGAGCUGCCCACUAUAGGAAACAACAUGGAUGUAUACGUAUCAUUGGCGUGCCACCCCGGCCACUUUGUGCUACAGCCAUGGGGAGACAUGUACAGGCUGGUAGUGCUGAUGGGAGAGAUGAUUCUCUACUACAACAAAACAGAGGAGAAACCACUAAACGUAGAGAAGAAUCAGAUUUAUGCUGCUAAAGUGGAAAACAGCUGGCAUCGUGUGCUGGUGAAAGGAGUUCUGAACAGCGGCUUGGUGUCUGUUUAUGAGUUGGACUAUGGUAAGCACGAGCUGGUCAGCUGCACACAGCUCAGACCUCUGAUCAAAGAGUUCAGGCAGCUGCCGUUUCAGGGAAUCACUGCUCAGCUGGCUGGAGUGAAGCAAAGGCAGUGGUCCGAGGAGGCCUCCAUUGUUUUCCGGCACCACGUGGAGAAGAAGCCUAUGGUGGCCCAGCUGGAGGCAGUACAGGAAGCCACUACCCCUUGGGAGAGGAAGCUGACUGUCUUCCUAGUUGACACUUCCCAGGAAGAAAAGGACACCUGGGUGCAUGACAUCAUGGCUGAGUUUGCAGAUGAGCUGGCCAACGAGCUGUAAACAAUAGAGGACCACUGAGAAGUCUUACUAGUCAGAUCCUGUUGAUCAAAGAAGGCGCAGUGUGUCGUGGAUAGAAAAAAAUAGAAGAAGCUUAUCUGUCUUUAUCUAUAUACCUACCAUCUAGUUGGAUUAAAGAAAGGAAGAAAGGGGUUUCCUAAAGAGAUGAACAGAGUUUGAGAAGUAAGAAGGGACACUGAGAUGUUUGGCAGCAUGUAGAGGAACGAAGACGACGUGAAGAAAUGAAGGCACCGUAGCUGCUGUAGUGUUAAAGGCUGCACACAGAAGGAUGCUGUGAUGUGAUGUGAUUUGAGUUACUGCAGUGUGACCAAUGGACAGCAUGCCCAUUCAUGAUGACUAAGUACAUAAUUGAUACAAACAGAUCUACAGUACAAAAAUAAACUGUUAAUUAAAUCAAUAUAACCUCGCAAAGCAGUCAGAAUGGUGCAGCAUGCAUUCAAAAUAUUCGGUAUGUGGUUUAAUCCAAAGCAUCCUAAAGCCAAUCAGUGUGUGUCAUCCUGGGAAAGCCAGAACACCCUCAAUCCUGCCAAUGUGAGCACCACACAAACUGAACCGAGCAAGUUCUCUCGCGCAAGGAAGACGUACAGUACAUGCACCUGUUUACUAAAUCUGCUUUUGGGAUGGUGCUUCUCAUUGUCACAAAGUGUGCAAAAAGUGGAGCAAACAUUCCAGUGAAAGUAGGAGAAAUGGACGGGAGGUCGUACGAGGGAGAGCAGGAGCUUUUAUUUUGAAAUUACUUCAUGUGCAAAAUAUAAGUGACUGGUAUUCAGUGGAAAGUAUCAAAUUAAUGAUGAGCAUUUUUUUAUUUGUCUGUGAAAUGCAACACAGAAUUUAUUGUGGUUUGAAGACGAGUUUUACAGUGUGGAUGUGUAAAACUUAGUUUUAUUAAAAAAUGAAGGAUAAAUAAUGCAUCAAAGCUACAUUGUGACCAGCUCUAAACAAGAGAAAUGUGUAUUUUUAGAAUCUCAAAAGUCUAAUAUACGAGAGAAAAUGCAUGACAAACUCCUGAUUAUAACUCCUGUGACGUCAGCGCCUCGUCCAUCUCUGUGCUUUUUCGGGAAUUGGAUUUUUCUGGCUCGUGUUUCCGUUUCUCGCCUGGCAUUGAGACGUAAAUCUCAGCAGAUUACUCGUGCUGCAUGUUACAGAUUCCCUGAGCUACGGUUUAGUUUGACGUUAUAGUAAGAACAAUAAUUACGAUAUUAAUACGCAGAUUAAGUUUAAUGUAGUGAUAUAUUUAUAGAGUUUUAAAUGGAGGAUAAAUUGGGCUUAUGGUUGGGUUCGGUACCACCGCUAAAUGCCGGCCUGAUGUGGGAUCUGAUUCUGAAAUGUGAAACUUUUCUUUCUGAUGAUUUGAAUGUGCAAUUCUAAUUCUGACGCUAGCCGACCUGACAUGAUCUUAUUUAUAUUUAACUUAUAUUCUCUGGAUAAUAAUGAUCACUAUCAUUCCUAUUUUGUUUAACAAUGACCUGGAAACAAUAAAACAGAUGUUUUUGGAAUGAA